Molecule: messenger RNA, 4052 nt
Organism: Misgurnus anguillicaudatus (oriental weatherfish)
Lineage: Eukaryota; Metazoa; Chordata; Actinopteri; Cypriniformes; Cobitidae
Source: RefSeq, a predicted model, not a curated record
UUUUCUUCUGCGGGUCAGGACUCGGUGCUCUACUAAGAAGUCUGCUGGUCAGCUGUAUCAAUAGUGAUUAAAUGGGUUUCAGAAAGUAAGGGUUUGUGCCAUUUUUGCGAUGCCCACCGUCAGCGAAAGCAGCCAGUUUAUUUGAAUAUGUUUCGGUGAGUCAGCAAAAAGACCUGGUCAUGCAAAACACCAAACAUUUCCAUCAUUUUACCUUAUGGCACCUUUCAAUUUUGUCCAAAUCCCUGGAAACUAACUUAUUUUUUAAACUAAAUUUAUUAAACUUGUGCCAUAUUAGAAAUAUUUACAUUAACCAAAUGGUUAUUGUGAACAUGUUUGUAUUUGUGCAUGCAUGUGUCUUACUGUAAGGUUUCAUAUAUUAUGUUUGAUUUAUUGAACGGACCAGCAGGCCAAACAUGCUACAAGUCAUUCGCUCACUGCUUUGCUGAAAAGUGGAAGUGAAACCAAUGCUCUUGUCUGCGUGGGUGUGAGAUAACCUGUUUUUCUUUUUAUUGUCUGUUUUACAACAUGAGUUAUUUUUGCCUUUUUGGUUCCCCCAAUGAAGGGGAAAUAUGGUUGGGAAUUCAUAGUUCAUAUUGUUUCUGUUUUAGCUUGCAGUCUUUGUGUACGUGUUUGUGUGGCGGGAAGAGUGUGAAGUGUAGCUCGAGUUUAUUGCCUGAUAAAACUUAUCAGAGCGUGGCAGCAUGUUGAAGACACCACGCCUUCUUUUUUCAUAUUCUUCUUCACCAUUACUGGAUGAGGCAUUCUCCUUCCCUCUUCUCCAAAACGAGAAAGUUUGGGCGAGGCUGCCAGCAGCUGUGUUUUGAUUGGACGCUCUCCUAUGUGUACAUUAUCUCCUGUUGGACACGUCCUGGCUCCACCCCGAUAACGUUUGGCACUCAACCUGAAAAGCUCCGCCCACUGUCAUAGAUUCAUCACAUCAGUGAUCUUGCAUGAACAGACAGGUAGUAAGUUUGUGUCUCGUCGUGAUUAAUGCCUAGAAGUUCAAACAAAUUCAACAUUUGGAUAUGUUUUUGAAGAUCUCACGGCUGGCAUGUUGAAAAAAGACAGGUGGAUUUGCACUCUUUUAAAAACUACAGGUGCUUGCUUGUACUUCAUUCCAUCAGAGUUGCGCAGCAGCAUUCGUCUUUUUGGAUCUUGCAGGCGACUUACACCGCACCAUAACUGAAGAUCGUCACAUCAUAUUCACUUCAUCUUUUUAUUUUUGAUUCAAUGUGCAGACUGUUCUACUAAUAACUGGCAGAGGAACUUGUGGUGAAGUAAGUGUUUGACAGGCAGUGGUUUUGCCUGGGUGGGGGAGCAAUUUUGCGGUCGUCUGUCCAGUUACAGACGAGCCCGAUUCCUGAGAGGUGAUGGUGGGUGGCGGAGCGGUCACUGUGCGCCCGCACAGGCGCCUGGAUUAAAAGUGUCACAGUGCAAACAUGGAUUUCUUCAAGAGCCUCGUUCCCACGGUCAUCUCGGGGGACGGAGGGCUGCCGGCGUCCGAUGCGGGAGGAGUAUGGUUGCGGGACACCGGCCCUCGCUUGCUGAGGAUGAAACGUUUGGGGGUGCAGACCGUUGCACAGGUCAAUGAAGAGGAGCAAGAUGGAUCCACUCCGACCGGGCGUCCAGUCGUUCGGUUUCAACGGUAUCGUGGCAAAGCCUCUGUCCCUGUAAGCAACAGCAGUGCGAGUAGGCGAGGAACCUCCCCCUCUGCCCCACCCACCUGGGAGAAGCGUAGCAUCCACCUCGCCAACAUGUCCAGCAUCACCAUCGACCCCGAGCUCAAGCCCGGGGAGUUUGUCAUCAAGAGUCUCUUCGCCGAGUUUGCUGUGCUUGCGGAGAAGAAGAUCGAGGUGGUCAUGGCCGAACCGCUGGAGAAGCCCCUGUCCCGCUCACUGCAAAGAGGAGAAGAUGCACAAUUUGAUCAGGUUGGUUAUGUGUGUGUGUUUUUGGGAUUCCGUCUUUUGUUCGACCAUAAAUCUCUCUCCCAUUUCUCUCUGCAGUUUGGAAACACGUGUUACUGUAACUCGGUGUUGCAGGCUCUGUAUUUCUGCCGGCCGUUUAGGGAGAAUGUGUUGGCAUAUAAAGUCCAGCAGAAGAAGAAGGAGAACCUUCUCACCUGUCUGGCCGACCUCUUCCACAGCAUCACCACACAGAAGAAAAAAGUUGGGGUGAUCCCUCCUAAGAAAUUCAUCUCGCGUCUGCGAAAGGAGAAUGACCUGUUUGAUAACUACAUGCAACAGGAUGCCCACGAGUUCUUGAACUACCUGCUGAACACAGUGGCUGACAUCUUGCAAGAAGAGAAGAAACAGGAGAAACAAAAUGGUCGGCUAAAGAACAAUGGCACUGCCAUCCCCACUGAAACCGAGCCAGAACCGAACAAAACUGACUCCACGUGGGUUCACGAUAUCUUCCAGGGCACGCUGACCAAUGAGACGCGCUGUCUCAACUGUGAGACGGUCAGUAGCAAAGACGAAGACUUUUUGGAUUUGUCUGUAGAUGUUGAGCAGAACACUUCAAUAACACACUGUCUCAGGGACUUCAGUAAUACAGAGACCCUGUGCAGUGAGUAUAAAUACUACUGUGAGAUGUGCUGUAGCAAACAAGAGGCACAGAAACGCAUGUGUGUAAAAAAGCUACCUAUGAUAUUGGCUCUCCAUUUAAAACGUUUUAAGUACAUGGAGCAGCUGCAUCGCUACACUAAACUGAGCUAUCGGGUGGUGUUUCCGCUGGAGCUCCGCCUCUUCAACACCUCCGGGGACGCCAUCAAUCUCGACCGCAUGUACGACCUCGUCGCUGUGGUUGUGCACUGUGGCAGUGGACCAAACAGAGGGCAUUACAUCACCAUUGUCAAAAGUCACGGCUUCUGGUUGCUGUUUGAUGAUGACAUCGUAGAGAAAAUUGAUGCGCAGGCGAUAGAAGAGUUUUACGGGUUGACAUCUGACAUUUCCAAGAAUUCUGAGUCUGGAUACAUCCUGUUCUAUCAAUCCAGAGAGUGAAGGAACAAAGUGGGAAAUAGAUUUGUGGAGGAAAGAGAGCGGCAAACGGAAAGGGACACAUGCCAUCCACUAAAUCCCUUUUUUCAUUUCAUACUCAGGGUCUCCAGUUUAGACUGGGUGCCAAAAGCCCUCUGGAACCCAUUUGCCAUACCUACUUUUCCCAGAAAUCCUAUUUUCCUGCAUUCUGGGUAAUAUACAUAUUUCAAUCUGACCCUCAAGUCAGUCACCUGCAUCUGGAAGGCACUUUAUAAACAAAAUCAAUAAUAAAUAACACUAAAUCACAACAUAUUAAACUACUACACUCGUCAAAACUUGAAGGAAUUAAAUGCUACAAAAGGAGCAAAAACAAGCUCCUAAGAUAAUUCAAUUCCCAGGAAGGUGCCUCUCAUCCUGGGUGUACGAAACCAAGGAAGAGGGUUUCUCUCUCGAUCCCUGGCUUAGGGUCAGCAAUCAGAGACCCAGUUUAGGAUCACUUUAGAUGUUUUUGUACUGUGAUGCACAUCCGUCAGUUUUAAUUUAUUACGCUCAUACAUUAUUCAGUCCUGACAGCGUAAAGAGCUGAUGGGCAGUAUGCACUGUGUGAUUUAGGUAUGUUGUGGAUGGGGAUUUCGACUUGGACUUGUUACGUAUGUGAAUGUUUGUGAGUGCAUUUGUUAUGCGUAUUUCAGAAAUAAUAUAAAAAAUAUCCCAAGUUGUCACUGGGGCAGUAGCCUUUAAAAAGGUCCUAAUAUGUACCAUUCAUGGUACCAAUUUGGUACCAAUAUGUACCUCCUUUAGUGUACAAAUAUGUACUUUUGAGGUGCUAGUAUGCACCCUUUGGUAGCGAUAUGUACCUCUGAGGUACUAACAUGAACUUUUUAGGUGCAAAAGUGUAUUAAGGGCAGUGACAGUAAGGAACCAUUUUUGACAGUUUGACUUUUUUUGACAGUGUAUGUGCAUUGGAUCGGUAAACUUGAAUUGCUGCUCUUUCAUACAGAAAUAGGUUGUGCAACCAGUUAAAGGAAUAGUCUACUCAUUUUCAAUAUUAAAAUAUGUUAUUACCUUAACUAAGAA